Molecule: messenger RNA, 1507 nt
Organism: Girardinichthys multiradiatus
Lineage: Eukaryota; Metazoa; Chordata; Actinopteri; Cyprinodontiformes; Goodeidae
Gene: epoa
Product: erythropoietin a
Exons: 5
Coding region: 295-852 (185 amino acids)
Biological process (GO): nucleate erythrocyte development
Cellular component (GO): extracellular region
Molecular function (GO): hormone activity; erythropoietin receptor binding; cytokine activity
Source: RefSeq, a predicted model, not a curated record
UGAUGUUUAAUCCCAGUGUGUGGAGCGUAAAACAGGCACGUGCUCGCGUUAUCAUUGUCUCCUCAGGGGAGGUAAAUAAAAGGUUUUCCCAAAGCUCCUCAGUGAUGAAGUCUGAUAGGUGAGUGCUCAGGGCAGCAGGACGGAGCUGCAUGACGGUCGGUCUGACGCGCAGAGCUGCGUUCUUGGUCGCAUCUUGGAGCUUUUGGACAUUUGGCCGUUGCUUCAGACACUGUCUGCCGUGCAUGUGUCCGAUGAUCUCAUGAUGUGCUUGAAAGAUGCCGCUGCUUGUUGCGAAUGUUGCGGAAAACUUGUAGAGGACUGUUCGUCUUGCUGCUAUUAGUGUUGGAGUGGACCCGUCCAGGCCUACCGUCCCCACUAAGGCCAAUCUGUGACCUGAGGGUCCUGAACCAUUUCAUUCAGGAAGCACGAGACGCAGAAGUCACUAUGAAGUUAUGCAGAGAAGGAUGUGGUCUAACAGAGGCUGCGUCUGUUCCCCAAACUACUGUCAACUUUGAUGACUGGGAGAAGAAAAAUGCAACGGAGCAAGCUCAGGAAGUGCAGACUGGAUUGUGGCUUUUACAACAGGCCCUCAGCCUACUACGGACAUCGAUGACAAACUCAGAACUUAACAGCCACAUAGAAAACACCAUCAGAAACCUACACAGCAUCACUGCUGUACUGCGAAGCCUCAACUUUCAAGAAUAUACCCCACCUGCCAGUACUGUGGGACUGGAGGGAACAUGGAGGGUGUCCUCAGCUGCAGAACUGCUUCAAGUUCACCUCAAUUUCCUGCGAGGCAAAGUACGCCUUCUUCUUUUGGAUGCACAGGCUUGUCAGCAAGACGUCAGCUGAUCAGCAGACUGGCUCACUCCAAGCCAAAAAUACUUUGUUUUUUUCCAAAGGCACGUCGAGAAACUUGAGUCUGUUAACCUGCAUGAUGGCAGCUGGAUGCAGUUUAAGGCAAGUCCUCAACUAUAAGGUAAAGGCUGGAGGAAAAGGACUGUCCCAGCGAGGCUUGGAUGGACAGGAGAUGGCUGCGCCAUGGAAUGUAAAUGUGUCUCGUGGACGUGUUGAAGCACACACUUGCCAAAAAGAUGCCUUUGGAAAGCUCUGCUCCAAUCGUUGUUCUACAGGCACGCUUUUGCACUUUUUGAGUGGAUGUAAAUGUUGUGUGAGUUGAGACUAAACUUUUCAGUAUGUCUGUCUGUUCAUAGUGGAAAAGUAAAUUGGAACACCUUAGAAAUAUAGAUAGCACCUGGAAAUUGGACUCUUUAGAUUGCAAAGAUGCCUCAGAGAUAUUAGUCUUGUCUGUUGGAAUUGGUCAGUAAAUAUUUUAUUAUUUUUAAGUUGUGUAGAAACUAUUUAUAUAGAUUUUUCUAUUUGUAGGCUACUGUCUUUGUGUAACAGGUCCUUACCAGUUUAAACAAUCACAUUGUCAUGCUCACUUUUUGUACACUGGAAAUUUUGCACAGAUUUGCAACAUAAAGCUGCUCUCCCUUUUUCUAAA